Molecule: messenger RNA, 1258 nt
Organism: Camelina sativa (false flax)
Lineage: Eukaryota; Viridiplantae; Streptophyta; Magnoliopsida; Brassicales; Brassicaceae
Source: RefSeq, a predicted model, not a curated record
CGAAAACCCUACUGAGAGGUUUUAUUUCUUUGUCUGGUCAGAUUUGUUUCUCACAAACAUCAUUACCCAAACUCCAUUGUUAGCUCAGCUCAAGUUCUUACCUUCUCUUCUUAAUCUUCCUCUGACAGAACUGGUUGUACCUUAAUCUACAAGUGAUUCCGUAAUCUCAAGAUGUUACCAACUGAGUCAAAGAAAUCCUUGUCAUUCAAAAGGUGUAUUGAAGUUGGAGACUUGGUAAUUGUUUACGAGAGACAUGAUGUGAUGAAACCUGUGAAAGUAAGCAAAGACGGUGUGCUUCAGAACCGUUUUGGUUUCUAUAAACACUCUGAUUGGAUCGGGAAGCCAUUAGGGACGAAAGUAUUCAGCAACAAGGGUAAAUUUGUGUACUUGUUGGCUCCAACUCCUGAGCUAUGGACAUUGGUUUUAAGCCACAGGACUCAGAUUCUUUACAUUGCGGAUAUUAGCUUCGUUGUUAUGUAUCUAGAAGUUGUGCCUGGCUGUGUUGUUCUUGAGUCAGGCACAGGAAGUGGUUCGCUUUCUACUUCACUUGCUCGAGCUGUGGCUCCAACUGGACAUGUGUAUUCGUUUGAUUUUCACGAGCAACGAGCUGUCUCUGCAAGGGAAGAUUUUGAGAAGACGGGAAUUAGUAAUUUAGUAACCGUAGAGGUUAGAGACAUUCAAGGAGAAGGUUUUCCUGAGAAAUUGUCAGGUUUGGCUGAUUCGGUUUUCCUAGACCUUCCACAGCCUUGGCUCGCUGUUCCUUCUGCAGCAAAGAUGUUAAAGCAGGAUGGAGUUCUCUGCUCUUUCUCACCUUGCAUCGAGCAAGUACAACGCACUUGUGAAGUCCUCAGAUCAAAUUUCAUAGAGAUAAGAACUUUCGAGGUGCUUCUCAGAACAUAUGAAGUGAAGGAAGUGAAAAUGGAUACUAGUAGUAUGGUUGAUGAGAGCCACGAGGAGGACAAUGGGGGAACGAGACCUUGCAAGAGAAAACACCGUUCAAAUGAAGACGACAACGUUUCACGUGACAACUCUUCUUCUAAUGCUACUUCAGUCGUCAUGGCUCGACCUUGUAGUGAUGCAAGAGGUCACACCGGUUACUUAACGUUUGCAAGGCUCCAGUGUCUAGCUUAGUCCAAAUUCUCUAAUCAGUGGAUUAAUCUCAAAGUUACCAUGUAUUAGAUAUUACAUGAUUUUAUGUCAUUACGCUUUUCUGUGUUGCGAGUUUGUUUGUUUUAAUACAAAGAUUAAAAUUUGGUGA